AGGGAAAGCGAAAGAAAGUGAAAGAAAAGGAAAAGAAGAAAAAUCAGGGUGCUGGGUUGAGAGGAAGAGAAGAGAUUAGUAUACAAAAGAAUCCAUAGUCGGCGCCUCCUUGUCUUCGCUGACCAAUCAUCACGUUCCUUUCCUCCUUUUCACUUCUCACCACCCACUUUCUUUCUCUAUAAUCCCUUUUAAUUAUUAUUAUUAUUAUUAUUAUUAUUAUUCUUUCUCUCUUCUAUAAAACCCUAUCACAUCCUUUCCUUCCUCUUCUUGUUGUUCCUAUUUGAUUCUUUUUCUUCUUUUUUUUUUUGUUUUUGCUUUUUUGCUUUUUUUUUUUGCCCUAGUGAUCGGUUCUUCCGGAUGGAUUUUUUUGCAAAUCGGAAGAUGCCUCUGUUUUGAUUUCCGUUUUUUUUGGCUCUCUGAUCUAGGGUUUUAUCCCUUCAAUUUUUUUAGAUUGAUUUGUUUUUGGGUUUUUGUUUUCUGCUAAAUUAUUAUUAUUUUUACUUAAUUAUCGAGUAAUAUCGUGGAAUCAUGAAGGGAGCCACUGAGCAAUCGUCGUCUGUGGUGGUUGAGAAGGUUGAGGAUGGUGGAGAGAAGGAUAAGGAGAAGAAGAAGAAUAGGCGCCGAUCUAAUCGUCGAUCUAAGCAGAAUUCUCCUAAUCCAGCUUCUAGUUCAGUAAAUGAAACAUGCGGGGGAUUGUCAUAUUCAUCUGGAAAUGCUGUCAAAACGAAAACUUAUGUAUCCUCUAUGAGCUGUUCUUCAUCGAGGCAGCCAGAAUUAGAUUCUCAUGUUUUGAGUGAGCCUGGGCUGACCUCUGCAUCAAAUGUUACUUUCAAUUCAAUGCCCACUAUGCAUAUAAAUGAGGAAGUGGAACAUGCACUGCCAUCUGAUCUUGGUUGGCAAGCAUUUUCGAGCUCAUGUCCUGAACCAAUAGCUGAUGGAGUUUCCCUUGGAAGAUGUAUGAACAGGGAUUUGUUUCCUUUCGACCGGUUAGAUGGUAAUGCUCGAGGUAAAAUUUUUGCUCCAUAUUGGUCCAUGGAGGCUAUUAAUGAGGCAUUAGAGAAAGGUGAUGCAUUCAAAGCAUUAUUUCAUGUAAAUGCUCACAAUAGAUCUGAGGCAUACUGCAAAAUUGAAGGAGUUUUGACAGAUGUUCUCAUUAGUGGAAUUGCUGCACAGAACAGAGCUGUAGAAGGGGACAUAGUGGUCAUCAAGGUUGAUCCAUUGCCAUUCUGGACUAAGAUGAAAGUUUCAAAUGGGCAAUCUGUCAAUGUUCUUUUGGCAGAAGAUUGCAAUUUGGCUGUAGAAGCCAGUGAGACAGCUGGUGGUAGCUGCAAGGGUAAAAGUAAAGUGGCUGUGGAUUAUGAGCAUGCUAGGCCUGGAAGUUCCUCCCUUCCUCAGAAGGGAAUUUAUUAUGAGGAUUGUUCUUCUUCCGGUGAAGGUUUUCACCAGGAAGUUAAUUAUCCUGUGGGUUAUAAUUUUGUUAAUGGGUAUAACCCCCCUGCUUCAGAUUCUUCACAUAUUGGUUGUUUUACUGGAGAGAAUGAAAUUAUGAAUGGUGUGGGAAGGCUUUGCACUAUGAUUAGUUCAUACCCGUCAAAACGCCCAACUGGUAGAGUUGUUGCCAUCAUUGAGAGAUCCCUUCGGCGUGAUGCUGUUGUUGGUUUUCUAAAUGUCAAGCAGUGGUUUUACUAUAGGGAAGGUUUUAUAAAAGAUGCAAAAAAGAAGAGAAAUUCAUCAUCUAUCUCUGCCUGUGAGUACAUUCAACUUACACCGACUGAUCCAAAAUUUCCUAAAAUGAUGGUACUUGUGAGAAGCUUGCCUGACUCCAUCAAGGAAAGAUUAGAGGAAGGAGAUGCUUCAAUUGAGAUGGAGCUGGUAGCUGCACAAAUUUAUAAUUGGGAUGAAGAAAGUCAUUUUCCAUAUGCCCAUGUCUCACAUAUUUUUGGACGGGGUAGUGAAAUGGAGCCACAAAUCAAUGCAAUUUUAUAUGAAAAUGCUAUUUGUUUUCCAGAUUUUUCUCCUGAAAAUCUUUCUUGCUUACCAUGCAAUGCUUGGGAGGUGCCAGCAGAGGAGCUUAAAAUUAGAAGAGACCUUAGAAAUUUGUGCAUAUUUACCAUCGACCCUUUCACUGCCACUGACUUAGACGAUGCUCUCUCUGUUGAAAGUUUGCCCAAUGGCACUGUCAGAGUUGGUGUUCACAUUGCUGAUGUCUCAUAUUUUGUUUUACCUGAUACAGCCUUAGACAAAGAAGCUCAAAGUCGAUCAACAAGUGUCUAUAUGUUGAGAUGCAAAUUACCAAUGUUGCCUCCUCUUCUUUCUGAGAAUCUAGGCUCACUUAACCCUGGAGUAGAUAGACUUGCAUUUUCUAUUUUCUGGGAUUUGAACAGUGCUGGAGAUAUCUUGGAUCAUUGGAUUGGUCGCACUGUGAUACGAUCUUGUUGCAAGCUUUCAUAUGAAGAUGCUCAGGAAAUGGUUGAUGGGAUGAUUAGUGAGGAGAUCUUUGACACAUUUGGAAAUCGCCUGCCUCUGUUGCAUGGCCCUUUCAAAUGGCCAGAUGUCAUUAGAUCUGUCAAGACUCUUAACAUAAUUUCAAAAGCUUUAAGAGAGAAGAGGUUUAACAAUGGGGGUCUGCAGCUUGAAAGUUCUAAAGUUGUUUUUCUAUUUGAUGAAUAUGGAAUUCCAUAUGAUAGCAUGCUUUAUGAGCAAAAGGACUCUUAUUUUCUUGUUGAGGAGUUUAUGCUUUUGGCAAAUAGGACAGCUGCUGAAGUUAUAUCUAGAGCUUUCCCAGAUAAUGCACUAUUGCGAAGGCAUCCUGAACCUAAUAUGCGGAAGCUAAGAGAGUUUGAAGCUUUUUGUUGCAAGCAUGGUCUAGAAUUGGAUACUUCCUCUUCUGGUAACUUUCAUCGGUCGUUGCAACACAUCAGGGAAAAGCUGAAGGAUGAUAGUGUGCUGUUUGAUAUUUUGAUGUCUUAUGCUUCAAGACCAAUGCAGCUGGCUACCUACUUUUGCAGUGGUGCUAUGAAAGAUAAGAUGAAUGAUUGGGGUCAUUAUGCACUGGCUGUUCCUCUGUACACACAUUUUACUUCACCCUUGCGUCGAUAUCCUGAUAUAGUUGUACAUCGGACAUUGGCUGCAGCUAUAGAAGCAGAGGAUUUGUAUAUGAGAAGUAGAAGAAUAUCAGAUAAAAUGAGAUCAGGAGAGGAACUGACAAGGUGUUUCACUGGUAUUUACUUUGAUAAAGAUGCAGCAGAAUCCUUGGAAGGCAAGGAAGCAUUAUCAGCUGCAGCAAUCAAGUAUAAAGUUCCCUGCACGGAGUUACUUGCAGCUGUUGCUUCUUACUGCAAUGAUAGAAAGCUUGCUAGUAGGCAUGUAAAGGAUGCCUGUGAUAAGCUAUACAUGUGGGUUUUGCUGAGGAAGAAAGAGGUUUUAUUGUCAGAAGCAAGAGUUUUGGGUCUUGGACCAAGGUUUAUGUCCAUUUAUAUCCAAAAACUAGCUAUUGAACGGAGGAUAUAUUAUGAGGAAGUUGAAGGCUUGACAGUGGAAUGGCUUGAGGCUACAUCAACAUUGGUGCUAAAUUUAUGUGCCUACAAACGAACAUUUAGAAGGGCUGGCCUUGGUAAUUACAGGGCACUUAAUGAGAUUGCAUGGGUUGUAAAUCCAUGCAACCUGAAUGUGGAACCUGGCGCAGUUGGAAAGAUUGCAAAUGAGUGCAGUGCCACACAUUUAGACAAGAAUAAUUUGGCAUCCCAACAUGUAGAUCCUGUUUCAGAGUGUGAGAUUGACCCUUUAGUCUUCCCCGUCACUGUGCAUCUUCUUUCAACAAUUCCUGUUGCGCUUCAUGCGGUUGGUGGGGAUGAUGGACCCAUUGAUAUUGGGGUGAGGCUAUUCGUGAGCUCAUAUUUUAGCUAAAUUAUGAUACACGAACUUGCAUUUGGAUCUGGCAGAUCAAAUUUUGCAAGUGAAUGAACUCAUGGAGAGAAGGUAACAGAGCUGGUAAAGGACAAAAGCAAGCUCUGUUGUAGAUAAGAAUCUUAGUGUAUAGUAGAAAUAGUCAGAUAAAGAAAUUAUAUGCUUUAGAAUGGCUGAUAUUAUCCAAAGUCUGUUUUGCAUUUAGUGGUGAGGUAUCUGGUGCAAGCUGUAGAUAUUGAUAGGAUUUUUGCUGUGGCCUUUAGUUUGGUGGCUGUUUUUAACAAAAGCUGCUUGAUGGAAUUGGCCCUUGUUUUUUUAAGGCUAGUUCCAUAGAUUAUAAAAUUUGGCAGAGUUUGGAGCGAAUAUCAAUGGUUCUUAUUUCUCAUGUAAUUUGGACUGAUGCAGCCCAAUAACCUUUAAUUUUGGGGGGCUGAGUUCUAGCUUUUCUCAUAGGCAGAUGCAUUGGAAAUUAUUCUUCUGUCGAAUAACAAUGUUUUCUUUUGGGAUGGCAAGUUAUAUUCAUGAGCAUUGGAAAUUAUUCUUCGGUUGAAUAACAAUGUUUUCUUUUGGGA
This is a messenger RNA of Hevea brasiliensis (rubber tree), 4478 nucleotides long. Its product is annotated as DIS3-like exonuclease 2. Gene Ontology annotation, cellular component: P-body; exosome (RNase complex). The coding region runs from base 529 to 3906 and encodes 1125 amino acids. NCBI's taxonomy places the organism in Eukaryota, Viridiplantae, Streptophyta, Magnoliopsida, Malpighiales, Euphorbiaceae. The transcript is spliced from 7 exons. The record is from RefSeq and is a predicted model, not a curated record. Gene Ontology annotation, molecular function: RNA binding; 3'-5'-RNA exonuclease activity.